CUCCUUUUUUAGAUAGGAUUAAUUUAUUAGAUUUGUAAAUAUUUUCAAUUUUAAACCAAACAAUUUUUAAUCUAAUAUGUUGCAGUUGCAGCUGUUUUCUCUGCAAUUAAUGUAUCGUGAAAACACAUUCACUGCAAAGGGUUUUACUAUGGACGCUUCAUUUCUUACUGUGGUGAGUGAUCAAUCUUUUUUUUCUUAUAUAAAUGUAAAUAUAUUUAAUUUUAUUUGAUGAUUUUGUUUUUUAGAUGGUAGGUAGCAUUACCACGUACCUAUUAGUUUUGAUACAAUUUCUAUUUUAUUCUUGCAUUCAAAAAUUGAAUUAUAAUUAAUUAAAAUAUAAUCUAGUAAAUCUAGUUGAUAAAGAGAUAUCUGUUUGAACAUAGAAAAGAUAUUUCAAAUAUUAAAUAUUUUAAUUUUUAUUAUUGUAAGUAGAAUAUUAUUAAAGAUAGUAUGUUUUAUCUCUCUGGGAUGUUUUAUGUUUAUAGAAAUAUUUAUAUACUCAUACAUGUAUAAAGAAAUUUGAAAAUGUUAUCUUAUGUACAUAUUAACUACAUUGUAUUAUAAUUGUACAACAUUUUACAUGAAUGUAAAUAGUUUAUCAAUUCUUAUCGCUAAACACAAAUCUAUCAUCCAAAUUUAAUUGUCAUGUUACAAUUAAAAAACAAUAGAAUAAAGAUCAACAACGACAAACCUAAAAAUUCAUUAUUUUUACCUUAUUUCACAUUAUGUUUUCUCUCAUGUUUAAAAAUUCUGUAAUAUAGAAAUGUAUAAUAUUUAUAUCUAAAAGCAAAGAAAACUGGUUGAUUUUAUCCAAUAAAAUAUAUUGAUUUGUUGAUUUAUAUAUAUGUAAAAAAAACAAAUGUUUCUCCUACAAAAUAUUAUAUUGAAAAUUUAUGAUUUAAGAAAAUAAUAAUAAUUAAAAAAUGCAUACGAAAUAAGAAGUAUCUAAUGUAUGAUAAUUAAUAUUACAGUUAAGGAAUAAUUAUAGAAUUAUUGUGUGUACAUCAGUUUGUUUUAUUUAACAGUAAGAAGUAAAAUACCAGAAAGUAAAAAUAUUAAUAACAUUUUAAUUUAUUUAUAACAUCAAAUUUUAUGUAAACUCACAAAAUGAUAGAGUAACAGAAGCUAUACGUGUAUUGGUAAAAAAUAGCAAAUGGAAAGAAAAUUUUACAGAAAGCAUAAUUUAUAACAAGAAUAAUAUAAUAAUUAAAUACAUAAAUUAUUUAAACAUUUUACUAAUUUUAUCAGUUACAUUAUCAUUUAAAAAAUUGUCAAAUACAUAAAACUAACAGAAUGAGCUGUUAAUUUGGUUUAAAGCAAAAGUUUAUGCCUUUCUGUUUUUAAUUUAAUGUAUAACAUAUUCUCUCUCUCUUUCUCUCUCUUUCUCUAUUCCUCUUUUAUUGCUAUUUAUUUAAAUUUAUAUGUAUUUAUAUUACGAUGGCAUAUUGCGUAAAUCUUGAUAAUACUUAUUCGAUUUGUACGUGAUCUAGAUGGAGAAUAGUGGAUUGAAUGACACAGCAACUACACAUCAUUACUUUAUGCGUGUUCCAGAUGUGAUAAGAGAAAGACUAUGGUUAUCUCAUGACUGACAUAUUCCUGUUUCGCUACUCGACGCAAUAAUCGUCAGUAGUUUUAAAAUCAAACUCGUCAGGUGUGGACAGAUUACGGGAAGUUUAUAUCAAUCCUUGCACUCCUUACGUUAACAUAAAAGUUAUAGUUAAAUGAAGAUUUCUUGUAAACAUUAACGAUAAAGUGCAUAGAUAACGUGCAAAUAAUAGUUUUUUUAUUGUAAUACAUAUAAAUCUGUGUUAUUCUUCUAUAGUUACGCUCUUAUAACACUUCAAUGAAUAUGUUCAAUUUGUCAUCAAAAUUUCAAAAACUCAAAGACAGAGAAAAAUGGAAAAUACGGUGGCUUUUCCAUGCAACGAAUUUUAAAUCGCUAAUGUAUCCCUGCUUCACUUUUUGUCGCAUUCUAGGAAUAUUUCCAUACAAGAUUGACGAUUCAACGUUCAAGAUUUCUAAACCAUGCUAUAUUUUGUCGUGCGUUAUUACGUGUGUUUCAUGCGUUUAUAACCUGACAAUUCUCUAUGACAAUUUUUCUAACAAAGUUAAAUUUAAAAGUUUUCCCAUGUCACUUGAGCGUAACUGUUUCUAUAUUUUCGGCGGUUUCAUAGCAGUCGUUACAUUCAUUUUAACUGAAUCACGAAUGCGUUUAAUUCAAACCAUAAUGAAGAUCUCUUUGAGAUUGCCCGAGGAAUCAUAUCAGAAUCUAUCUAGAAUGAUCCAUGCAAAGGAUAUUUUUGGAUUCUUCUUAAUAGUCGUGCAAGCUGUAAUAUAUUACUGCAGGAUGCAAUUCGGCAUCUUGCGCAAGAUUUUUAUACUAUACAUCGUUCUGUUGGUGUUCCAAAUGGAUAUGCUAUACAUGAAUUGCGUUUGUGUACUAAAAGCUUGUUUCAAGCAAAUCAACGACAAUCUGACGAAUCUGCGAAGACUUAUGACAAACCGUGAACCAUCUUUUUUGAGGAGAACUUACUACGAGCAUAAAAAUCCACUUGUAUUGAUGCAGCUCAACGCUUUGAAAAAACAACAUCUGGCACUCAGCGGCACAGUACAGAAGUUGAAAAUAAUCUUUAGUUUGCAACUUCUCUCUACAAUAGUUAAGAUCUUCAUUCAAAUCACUUUAAAUCUAUAUUUUUACUUAGUGCGAAUACAAGUGAGAUCUAUGAGCUAUAAGGAAAAUCAAGUUUAUUACAAGUACUUCAUUUCAACAAUAGCAUAUUGCCUUAUAAAAAUAGUACUGAUAGUAUGGGCUUGCGAAACAGGCAAGAAUCAAGCUGCCGAGAUCAGCAUUAGAGUUCAAGACACGUUUAACAGUGCCAGCGAUAAGCAAAUAAAAUAUGAGGUAGAUUAGAAAAGUUUAUAACUUAAUUUAUCUAAUUAUAUCAUGUUUAUCUAAUUAUAUCAUAUUUAUCUAAUUAUCCAAUUUUUUCAAUCCUAUGUUGCAGUUGCACCUAUUUUCCUUACAAUUACUGCAUUGUGAAAAUGUAUUCUCCGCAAAGGGGCUUACUGUGGACUUUUCGCUUCUCACUAAGGUGAGUAAUCAAUCAUUUGCUUUCGUUGAAUAAAUAUGGGUAUUCUUAAAUUUGUUUUGUGAUUUUUUUUAGAUGGCGGGUCUUAUUAUCACGUACCUAUUAAUCUUGAUACAGUUUGUAUUCAUAUUAAAUUCUUGCAACGAAAACUCAGUAACCGAUUUUAUACAUAUAAUCUAGUUAAUGUAAAGAUAUACAUAAUCAAACUUGAAAAAUACUAUAUAAAAAGUACUAAAAUUUAAGUAUUCUCACUUUUUAAAUUAUGAGUAGAAUAUUAUUGCAAGAAGAAUUGUUUUACUUGUAAUAAUACUUGUACACAUAAAUCUAUGUAUAAAAUUUUAAAACCUUAUGUCACAUGAGGUGUAAAAAAUCAGUUUACAAAUAACACGUAUUAUUUAGUUCAGUAUCAGUUCUACAAGAUAAGUUGUUCUCACUAGCGAAGCAGAAAGUGAUUUGAUUAUUGAUUUAUAAUCAAGACAAAAAAACUUAAUAGACAUGAUUAAAAUGAUAGAUAUAAUGCUUAUUUAUUUUUUAAUAAAACUUAAUUAUUUUAUGGCUAAAGAAAAUAAGAAA
Messenger RNA from Monomorium pharaonis (pharaoh ant), 3662 nucleotides. RefSeq lists its product as uncharacterized. The coding region runs from base 1844 to 2911 and encodes 355 amino acids. Lineage: Eukaryota; Metazoa; Arthropoda; Insecta; Hymenoptera; Formicidae. Gene Ontology annotation, biological process: sensory perception of taste. The transcript has a single exon. The record is from RefSeq and is a predicted model, not a curated record. Gene Ontology annotation, cellular component: membrane.